UUCCUGCCCACCACUACUGUAUACUGUAUUGAAAUCAUAAGCAGUUCCUGCAGUUGAGGCGAAUAUGAAAACAAAGUAUGAGAAUGUCAAUGCGUUACAGCUUUAAUGUUUUUUACGUGCAACAAUGUUUUGGUCCUUCGAAAGAAUCCUAUAAUAAUGCUGACGUGUUGAGAAUAGAAUGCUAUGUAAGCUUUUAGUGCCGUAGGUUACUAUGGAAUCCCGGUUGCAGUGUUUGAAUCAAAUCUCCCAAAGGAAACUCACUGAAAUUUUGGUUAAAAUACCUGGAAAAAAAGACCUGAUAAUCGAUCCGCGGUUGAUGAAACCUCUUGAGCAAAUUACAGGAGUCUCAGUGUUGAGGUCUCAUGGAGUACACAAAAUUCAUAAGCUGGAAAAAAGUGGUUUCCGAUAUGUCAGUAAUCAUUGGGUUUAUCUCGUAUAUUCUGACCUUAUAACUACAAAGUAUAUUUGUGAUCAGAUAAAUGCAGAUUUACAGUGCAAACCCACAAAUUCUUAUUACAUUAUAUUUGUUCCAUGUGAACUUGUUGCUCUCUUGAAUCUUUUGGAAGAGGAAGGUGUGUUUGGUCUAGUGACUGUAUACAGGUUUAUGUGGGAAAUGAUUUCUCUAGAUAGUAGUGUACUGUCAUUUGAAUUACCAAAUUUGUUUCGUAUGCUGUUUGUGGAUGGAGAUAAAUCAUUUCUUCCUGCAGUGGCCCACUCUCUUUGGUCACUGCAGAUACUCUUUGGGAAGAUACCGAUGACUGUAAUGUGUGGAAAAUUUGCAUCACAAGUGUGUAAAAUAUUGAAUAUUCUAUUGAAGGAGUUGGGGAAUCCCACAAAACAAGAGGCAGAUAUUGACUGCUUAGUUAUAGUAGAUAGGGAUUUUGAUUAUGCAUCUGUGUUGCUUACAGCAGUUACAUACGCUGGGCUACUGGAUGAAGUUUUUGGAGUUAAGUGUGGAACUGUUGAAUUUGAUGAAAAAGUUACUGGUACAAAAGGAACUGUAAAUUAUCGGCUAACUGAUGAAGAUGAUAUUUAUCAUGAAAUGAAAAAUAGACAUUUUUCAGAUGUAUAUUCCUUCUUAAGCACUAAAAAAGAGGAACUUCAUAGUGAGUAUAAAAGGUGUCAAAAAAUGGGUCUCCAGGAAAUGAAACAGUAUGUUGCAACUGAUCUGCAAAAAGUUAAGGAAAAGAAACGCUCACUUUCGUACCAUAUUGGUGCUUGUGAAAUCAUCAUUGGAGAAAUGGGACACCGAUAUGAAGCUUUGCACAAAUUUGAACAAAACACGUUGGAAGGAAAAUCUAGAGGUGAAAAUUUCACGUAUUUAGAGGAUUGCUUAGCAACACAGUGCGUAAACAGAUUUACUUGUCUUCGAUUACUAUGCCUCAUGUGCCUAACACAGAAUGGACUAACUCAGGAUGAGAGUUCUGCAUUUAUGAAACAGUUUCUGCAUUCGUAUGGGUAUGAUAAUCUGACAUUAUUCUAUAACUUGGAAAAGCUUGGACUGUUUGUAAGACAUGACACUGACACUGGUGAAACAACUGGAAAAUUAACUGAUCGAGUAGCUCAAGUUGUGUCCUUAAACAGGAAAAGUAGUGCCUUUCAUAGUAUUGCACAAAAGCUGAAAUUGUUUCCAGAAAUUAAGGAUGACUUUGAUCUUAAAAAACCAAAAGAUAUGGGUUACGUGUUUAGUGGGGCGUACAUUCCUGCAGUGUGCCAGCUAGUUAAUUUACUAACCCAGCAUGACAUGCCACUUGAUGAUAUAACAAAAUUGUUGCCAGGCAUACAAAUAAAUAUUUCUUCUAAGGAUGCAUCAAAGAUUAAACGCAAAAACUUUUUGGUAUAUUUUAUUGGAGGUGUGACAUAUGCUGAAACAGCAGCAUUUCAGCUGCUUGAGAAAUUUACGGACACAAGAAUAAUAGUUGCUGGUACAGGUGUUAUUAAUGGUUGCUCAUUAAUACGCAGUGUUGAGUAAACACAAAUACAGCUUAAGUUAACUGGUGAAUGCAUUUCUAGAAGUAGUAGUAUUUUUACUGUAUUUAAAUAUGAGAUUAUAGAUAAAUUUCUUUGAACAUUUGAAUGUAAUCUUAUUUUUAAAGCAGCUUCAAUGUUAUGUGUGUGUUGUUGGCAUGUAAGU
This is a messenger RNA of Schistocerca serialis cubense, 2134 nucleotides long. It is a transcript of the gene Vps33B, whose product is annotated as vacuolar protein sorting-associated protein 33B. Gene Ontology annotation, biological process: vesicle-mediated transport; intracellular protein transport. NCBI's taxonomy places the organism in Eukaryota, Metazoa, Arthropoda, Insecta, Orthoptera, Acrididae. The transcript has 2 exons. The record is from RefSeq and is a predicted model, not a curated record. Gene Ontology annotation, cellular component: lysosome; CORVET complex. The coding region runs from base 212 to 1972 and encodes 586 amino acids.